Molecule: messenger RNA, 2712 nt
Organism: Stylonychia lemnae
Lineage: Eukaryota; Ciliophora; Spirotrichea; Sporadotrichida; Oxytrichidae
Source: the annotation of a GenBank genome assembly
AUGAAACCUUCUGAAUCAUAAGAUUUGAGAAGGCUUCAGCGACCCUCAGUUUCAGCUAGUACAAAAACAAGACAACUAAGAAGGAAAAUAGAUGUUUCACAAUCAAUGAAUAAUCCCUAGAACCUCUAUGGAAUCUAUCAAAGAUAAAAUGAAAUGAUGCAAAAUCAAGGCGCCUGGUAGCAGUCUCAUUAAAAUCAUAGUACUGGGACUAUGUUUGCAAUGGACUCUGCCCAAAUGCAAAAAUCAAAUGUAACAUCAGGUGAAUAAUUAUAAACAGCCAAUUCACAAGCUCCUUAGAUAAAUCAAUUUUUCUCACCUUAAAAUCAAAAUUAUAUUGGAGGAAUCAAUGCAGCCCCUGGCUUUGUGCAAAAUUAGAUAUUCAUAAACUAUUUUAAUAACCCAUAGAAUCCCUAGAUAAUGCCAGUUAAUCAGCAAUAUUUCCCUUAAGGUUUCAAUCAAUAGUAGUCAACUGUUUUAAAGCCGAAUCCGUUUAGGAAAAGUGUCAGAAGUGCCAAUGUCAAAUCUAGAAGCCUUUCUCACUACAAGAAUAGUUUGAAUAGAAAUCAAUCUAAGAUUACAACUAAUGUUAAUAUGUCUCAUUAGUCCAUGUCACCAAAGACCAUUUAGGAUAGUCAAAUAACAGGAUUUUCAGGAAUGCUACCUGAUACUAAUAACUAAACAUUGAGUGGUCCUGCCCUUUAUAACAAUUAUAACUUACCUGUUUCUGGGAUAUAGCAAAAUCAAUACAACCCACUAUAAUAUAUUCCAUAAAUCGAUAUGGAGUAUGCUAAAAUUCAGAGGCGCAACACUCAUCAUGCAAAGAAGGCAAGCAGAGCUUUUGAAGAUAAAAAUGUUGAAGAUCUCCGAGUUCAAUUAGUACAGUCAAGAAGAAGUUCAAUCAUUCAGAGUGAAGUGCUUAGAACUUAUUAUCAGAUGCUUUUGGGCUUAUCUUAUAAAAUAAUGAAAGAAAUGGGCAUUAUUGAUCCAUCACAACUGCUAUUAUAACCCGAUGCUUACUAGCAACUAGAAAGUGAUGAUAAUCAAAUGAUAGAUACUACUUAAGAUUUAGCAUAAAAUUAGUAUGACUCAGCUAUUCAAAAUGCAUCGAGCGUGAAUGCUUUAAAUCUGGUUGAAAAUGGAUAAGGCAAUAAUACAAUCGAAAGAGAAACUAAAGAAAUCAUAAAUCAAAUUAAGAAGACAUAAGUUCAAAAUGUGCCUCAUAAGAAGAGGACGAUUAUAAGUGAGUAGUAUAUGAUGCACUAGGGCAGUUAGUAAGCACUAGAUAUCAUUUCCUAAAAUAAUUUGGAAAAACAUGUUAUCAAUAAUGACAAGGUAUUCCAGGAAUUAAAGGAGUAGAAGUAGAAAAUAAAACUGCUUAAAGCCAAACUCAGUAAGAAAAUCAAAGCAUAUAGGAAAAUUUCACUAUAAGUCGAUCCAUAGCUAGAAAAUGAAAAGCAAAUUCUGAAUAAAGCAUAUAAUCUAAUGGGUCAACUCAGGAAAAAGCUACUAACAAUGGAAAGAAAAUUUGAAAAUUCAAAGUUUUCACCCUCGAGAUAAAAUCUUUAAUUUUAGCUUAAUCAGUAAUCCUCUUAACUUGGUAGAGCCAAUACUUUUGCAAAACAGUCGACUUUAGAUAGAGCAAUUACAAAUAAUUAUGACAGAGGGGAAUUAUCUCCAAACAAUCAAAUAAAACUAAAGAACGGUUCAAUGAUUUCUCCCCUCAAAUUUAAUAAUCAAUUGAAUGGUGGUGGCUAAGAUGACUAGUAUAGGCAAUCAAGCUCUGAGAGACUAAGAGUAAAACAAGAAGCCCUUAUGAAUCUUCUCAAACCAGUUUCAAGUGUGCAUAAAAGACUCUCUUCGAAUUAAGCAAGCAAUCAUCAUAUUCAUCAGGAUCAAUAGAUAUUUAAAAAAGCAGCUACUUUAGCCUUAUAUGAUGAAAACUUUUCUAAGGACACAUCAUUCAAUCAAUCUCAUGGUAACCAGAACCCCUUGCCAAAAGAGGACAGUCUAAUGAUGAUGGAGGAAUAGGAGGAUGAAGAAGAUGACAGAGUCAACUAGGAGUCGAAACUCUCCAUCAAACACAACAAAGUUUAAAUAUAGGAUUUACAGGAUUUCCAUUUCUACAAGAAUAAGUAGGCUGACUAAAUAAAGGAAAAGCUACAAUUAUUUGAGCAGAGAGAGCUAUUUUCUGUCUAAUAGGAAAUUGAAAGAUUCAAAAUAGACAAUAAGAAAGCUAAGCUUGAUCUCUACAGAGCAUAGUAGAUGUACAUUAAGAAAUAUGGAUAAGAGUUCAUGUUUAAAAAUGAAUUCCACGCAAACGAAGAUCUUGAUGAUACUUACGAAAGAGAGAGAAACAACGGUAGAAACAAGAAGAAUAAGGGUCACGCCGACACUGUUCGUUGCACUAACUGCGGUAGAGUCGUCUCCAAGGACAAGGCCAUCAAGCGUUUCUAGCAGAGAAAUAUGGUGGAUGCCUCCUCAAAGAGAGAUAUCCAAGAAAACUACGCCUACGCUCAAGCAGACUUCCAGAUGCCUAAGAUUUACGUGAAGCUCUCAUAUUGCGUAUCUUGCGCCAUCCACGCCAGAAUUGUCAGAGUCAGAAGUGUUGUUGACAGAAAGCACAGAUACACAACCAAGCUCAGACAUCACGUCAGACCAGAGGCCCUUACUGGAAACGCCUCCCUUCCCCUCUCCGCUCUCCCAAGAAUUUGA